AGUACCGCGCGCAUUCCAUCCCCAACUUGAUAGACAUAUAUACACAGACGGAUUCUGCGCCUCCUCCACCUAACAUAUACUAGAACUCAUAUCUUAACCCCGCAAUCCACCAUGGCAACCCCCGACCUCACCCAGGAGCAGCUGGAUGAGAUCUACGCGUUCGCAGUUGACCUGGGGCGUAAGGCUGGCCAGCUUCUGCUGGAUAGCAUCGAGAGGCGCAUCGGAGGUGGCGACCAGUCUAUCGAGGAGAAGGACAGUGCCGUGGACAUUGUAACUCAGACAGACGAAGAUGUGGAAGUCUUUAUCAGGAAGGCUCUUGAGCAGAAAUAUCCCUCUCACAAAUUCCUCGGCGAAGAAACAUACGCGAAAGGCCAAUCGCGCGAAUACCUCAUCGACGAACAUCCUACAUGGUGUAUCGACCCUCUAGACGGAACCGUCAACUUCACACACAUCUUCCCGAUGUUCUGCGUGUCCAUCGGCUUCAUCGUCAACCACCGCCCCGUAAUCGGGGUCAUCUACGCCCCCUUCACCGACCAACUCUUCUCCUCAUGCGCCAACCGCGGCGCCUGGCUAAACGAGAAGCGCCGUCUCCCGCUCAUCCGCAACCCCGUGCCUCCGCUCCCUCCCACAGCCCCCAGCAAGUGCAUCCUCUCCUGCGAGUGGGGUAAAGACCGUCGCGACAUCCCCGACGGCAACUUGUCGCGCAAGAUCGAGAGUUUCGUGAACCUGGCGUCCGAGCUGGGCAGUCGUGAGGGCAAGGGCGGCAUGGUCCAUGGCGUGCGGAGUCUGGGCAGCGCGACGCUUGAUCUGGCGUAUGUGGCUAUGGGGUCGUUUGAUAUCUGGUGGGAGGGUGGGUGUUGGGAGUGGGACGUUGCCGCGGGAAUUGCCAUCCUGCUAGAAGCCGGGGGUUUGGUGACGACGGCGAAUCCGCCCGAGGAUCCGGCGACGGCGCCGAUCGAGGAUGUUCGAAUGGGGAGCCGGCUGUAUUUGGCCAUUCGACCGGCUGGGCCGUCGCAGACAGAAACGGGACGAGAGUCCCAGGAGAGAACGGUGCGGGAGGUGUGGAAGCGCGUGCGACAGCUGGAGUACUCUCGGCCUGGAGCUUAAUGACAUCACGAACUACAACUCCUGUAUAGAAUUGGAUGGAUAUGCACGACACAUCAGGACAAACAUUAGAACAACACGCAGUAAUAC
This is a messenger RNA of Aspergillus steynii IBT 23096, 1194 nucleotides long. RefSeq names its product inositol monophosphatase family protein. Gene Ontology annotation, biological process: phosphatidylinositol phosphate biosynthetic process; signal transduction; inositol metabolic process. The record is from RefSeq and is a predicted model, not a curated record. The transcript is spliced from 6 exons. Lineage: Eukaryota; Fungi; Ascomycota; Eurotiomycetes; Eurotiales; Aspergillaceae. The coding region runs from base 112 to 1107 and encodes 331 amino acids. Gene Ontology annotation, molecular function: inositol monophosphate 1-phosphatase activity.